UGAACAUUCAAAUCAGAACAUCAUUUCCUCGGUUACUUCGAUCCAGUGCGCACGUACUUGUUCGGUUGAACAAGCAUUAAUCUUAUUAUAGUGAUUGUUUUGUAACAUUCUCGGUGCAUCCCGGAGUGAAUAUUCAAUUCAACAUCAGAUCAAUCAAGUGUCGUUAACGAUCACCAUUUUCCGGUGCUGAGUGUAGAAUAUCGUCCUUUGUGCAGUGCAAAGCGGUUAUUCAUACGAAAUCUAGAUCGAAUAAGCGUUCGCCAUCAAUCGGUGUAAUAAUGUGCAAUAAAAACAAGUGCAAUUCAUAGAAAAAUAUUAGCAUACAGCUUGAUCCCUUGGCAGGAAGUGUUCUAGGAGAAUGAAAAUUACUAUGCAAAAAGACGCCUUUAUUCUUGCGAUCAUCUUGGGGUGCUGUGCAAUUGCUGCUGGCAAAACACAGCACGAGCUUGAUAACGAUGAACUGUGGGAUCGUUUGCUGAAACGAAAACUACACGAAACCAAAACAAAUGUCCACGGUGAAGGCACCGAAGAAUCCGCUGAUGGAAUCGCCGAACCAAUGGCACUUCGUGGUGAUCAGCCUCCUCCGGACUACGACGGUGGGAAUGAUGCUGGAUUAAUCAGUACUAUCACCUACGACCACGCUGACAGUGAGCUCAUUGAUGCUGAUAGCGCGGAACUGGCCGAUGGGCAUGAUCAAUUGCUCACGCUCAAUGGAAACACACCGCCAAAGGUCGGCUUCUCACCGACCGACACUCCCCGCACCCCGGAUAGCGGCUGGACUGAAGCUUCCGAUGACGUCGAAACGCUUGCCGCGAUCGAUCCAGACCUCGUCAAUAACGAUGACGUGCUGGACGGAAGUGGCGAGGAUUUGCUUCCACAGGCUGAUGACCCAUUGCUGUUUGAUAAGGAAAUUGUGAACAUUCUGCGCAAGCGUCCCGAGUCACGCGAGAUUCUGGACCUGUUUGGACUGGUGGCUACAAAGCCCUCUAACAACAACACGGUCUCGAACGAUCCACAAGUGAUCAAGGAGCAGCUUAGAAACAUUCUAACGCUUCCUUUAGACAAGAGGAAAUAUUACCAACCACUUCCAGCAAUUUCUGAAGAAGAAGAACUGAAUCGUGCUGAACCCGCCUCACUUCUCGCUGACGGACGUAGUUUACCACGCUUAUCGAAUGUCCUACUGCCGGAUCUAAACCAAACGCUUAUCAAACAUCGCAACUCAUUGCUACCACCGAAGGAUGGACAGCGCAGUUUGGUGAUAGUGUUCGAUGCCACUGGAUCUAUGCUGGACGAUCUGCAACAGCUUCGAGAAGCCGCUAGAUUAAUAAUAGCCGAAAUCACACAGCGUGAUAGUAAUCCAAUCUUCAACUACAUAUUCGUUCCAUUCCGAGAUCCGCACGUUGGGCCUCGACUGGUAACACGUAACAAGGAUGAACUGCUGUUCGCUCUCGACAACCUGCAAAUCAUCGGUGGAGGCGAUUGUCCCGAGGCAGCACUGGAAGCAAUAUCCAGUGCCAUCGAAGCGGCAAUGCCAAACUCGUUCGUGUACGUAUUUACCGAUGCCACGGCCAAAGAUUUUCGGCUCGAUCAGCGCGUGAUGCAGCUGGUCCAGAAGAAACAAACUCCAAUCACAUUCCUGCUGACCGGUUUUUGCGAUGGGAAAUCUACCCCAGGCUACCAGGUGAUGAACAACAUUGCCGCCGCUAGUAAUGGGCAGGUAUUUGAUUUACGGAAGGAUCAAAUCGAGGAAGUGCUGCUAGCGAUACGCAGCACAAUGGAUAUCGAUCACGUGCCACUGAAAGCGAUCGAUUCCGCCCUUCCGAAGCAGCACGAUAUCGACCUCAACGUGGACAGUACGCUAAGAGAGUUCAGUGUAAGUGUUGCCGGUGUUAAACCAAUGAUCGAGAUACUCGAUCCACAGCACGAACCGUACAACAGAACACGCGACGUACUAAAUCUGGAAAACAUACGCGUGGUAAAUGUGGCCGAUCCGAGUCCUGGCAAGUGGAACAUUAAGGCGACGUCGAAUUCUUCACACUCUGUGCGACUUUCUGGCUUGAGUGAGGUACAGUUCAGGUUUGGAUUUUCGCUGCUCGAACCACAAGAUUCAGUUAGUCUCUCACAUCAGCCAGUUCUUAACAAGGCGAACUAUCUAGCAGCUGAGCCCACAGACCCGCAGCUUAUCAAGACACUUGAUUCCGUUACGAUUGCGUCCCACAAUGUCGGUACGCCAGGUGGUGCUAACUUUGAUUUUACAUUGCCACUCAAGCUGGUGCCUGGCACCGUUGCACUUUACCGUACCGAUGCAUUCGAUGCACCUCGCCAGCAGUUCAAACUCAACAUCAAUGGAAAGAAUGCCAACGGCGAAAUGAUUCAACGAUUGCUUUCGACGGCUAUGCAAGCGAUCGAGGAAACACCUCCCGAAGUAACCGUUGGCUAUGACCAAAUGUUGGAUCUGAUCGAAGCUGAUACGUUCAUGCUGGAUUGUCGCAUUCAGUCCCCUUUCGCGGUGUUAACCACCUGGACCAGGGGCAACAAAGAGUUGGUUGAGAAAACGUUCGAACAAUCGAAUAUACUAUCGCUACGCCUGGCUAACGUGUCCACUAUGGAUAGUGGAAAUUAUACUUGCUUUGCUAAAAACGAUAUCGGCGAAGAUAAUAAAUCGAUUUUCGUACGAGUUACCGCACUACAAAUGCCCACGAUGCGUCUACUGCCCAAGCAUACAGUCGCCAUUGAACGGGAACCCUUUAUUGCGCUUAGAUGUAUUCUGGAGCCCGCUGAUGGUACGGCAGAAAUUCAUUGGACACACAAUUGGGAGCCUCUAACAAUGGCUAGUGGGAAACCGUACCUGGAGCUUAUUAGUAUCGAUAAAACUCACGCCGGUAAUUACAGCUGUUAUGCGGAUAUCAAUGGUCAGCGUGUAUCGAGCGAGCAGAGCACGGUGGUGGUCGAAUAUGCUCCCAAGCUACUCUUUCCUAGUAUGGGACUGGUUAAAGAGUAUGGUACAGAAGUUACACUGAACUGUAUGAUCGAUGCCAUGCCUCUGCCGGAAUACCAUUGGUACUUUCAAACGCUAGAUCAAGCCGAUGAGCCAGAGGUGUACGAUUCGACCGACAGUUCCAUUAGCUUCGUGCUGACCCCAGAGAAAUCAGGAUUGUACGUGUGCGAAGGGAAAAAUGCGUACGGAUUUGGCAAACAAACCUUCGUCGUGGAAGGAGCUGCGAAUGUUGCCCCUGUCAUCAAGAAACCCGCCGAAACGACCAUAUACGUAGCUCCCGGUUCCUCGAUCACGCUCGACUGUGCCUGCGAACUUUGCCAACCGCUCAAUGAAUACAUCUGGACCAGCCAGCAGGGAACUUUCGAAAGCAGUCCGGAAGAAACGAUCGACAACAUUAGGGUGGUGCUUGAUAACGAUCAAUCCCGUAAUGCUGUACGGUAUCGGCUUACAAUUGAGGACUUUCGUCCACAAAACGUGGCUAGCUACACGUGCAUCUUUUCCAACAAACAUGGUGCCGAUGCUAUGAUCCUUCAGCUUCGCAUGAUGGUACCACCGGAAGUGGACACAAUGCUGGUUGAUGGUGAUACAGUGAUACCCGGCUCAAAGCUGUUCAAAAAGGCGGGACAAGCUCACGGACUGAGUUGUGAGGUAGUAGGACUUCCGGAACCCACUGUACAAUGGUUACUGAACGGAAAACUAAUCACAGCUGCCGAUGGCGAUCUUUUGCGAUUUGAAAAUGAUAACAAAACCAUUAUCUUCCGGGAACCCUUUGGAACAGCGAUGCAGGGUAGCUACGAAUGCGUAGCCAGUAAUCCUCUAGGGUACGUGUCCUCUACAGUGGAUCUUUUGGUAGGUGAAGCACCUAAAGCAUUGCCAGCAGCCAGGCAGACAGAAGCCAAGGUCGGCAACACAAUCCAGGUGCAAUGUACGAUCGAGGGAAACCCACAACCCACCAUCCAGUGGCAACCGAAAGCGGUGUUUGAGGAUCCUUCUUUGAGUGAUCAGAUACUACAUGUGUCUUACGAAACUGCUGGACUUUAUCGAUGUAUUGGAACGAACGAAUUUGGUACAGCUGAGCAAAGUUUAACGCUCAUGACGUACGGACCACCGGAAGUGAAGGGUCCUCUCGAUCUAUCGGUACAGCUCGGUGCCAAUCAAACCGUCCUGCUGGAAUGCAAUGGAUGGGGAAUUCCGGAACCAACAGUCCACUGGAAAUUUAAUGACACGGCACUCGUGCUAGCAUCAAACAUGCGGAUUUCGAACGAAGGACUUCAUAUUUCCAACAUUUCAUUUUCACAAAACGGUGUCUACAGUUGCGUGCUGGAGAAUGAGCAUGGCACGUUGCAAAAAAUUCACUACGUCACUGUGCGUGAUGCACCGAAAAUAACAUCCUCCCUAGAACCACAUGUCACCCUGCUUCCAAAUGAUACGGUUCGUUUUGAAUGCUCUGGAACAGGAAAUCCAUCACCUAAAUCAUUUUGGCUAUUCAACGGAACGGUAAUCCUCGAAGAACAAUUUCUUUAUAUUGCGUACGGUAAUGCAUCUAUCGGCACGUACACUUGCCUGUUGGAAAGUUCCGAAGGAACAGAUCGACAACACAUGUUCGUCAACGUGUUACGGCCACCGCAACGAGUAACCGGAAUGAACCAUACCGACAGCCUUACACCAUUAAAAGUACGCGCCGAUGAUCCAUUGGUACUUGUGUGUCCCUUCGAAAACUUUAACAGCCUUCUGUGGCAACUGAACGAACGCAAUCUGGAGGAGUACUUCGAUCUUACCGAUGUGAAGUUGAAGGAAAAUUUGCUCAUCAUUGAUCGUAUACGAUCGCGCCAUCAAGGAACGUACACGUGUGUGGUGAAGAAUCGUGCCGGAACCGAUCAGCAAUCGUUCGUGGUUGGUGUCUUAACGCCACCAACGAUCCAUCGUACACAUCCGGAAGAGUUGAGCGAUGAGUAUGGGAAUGUUGUCGAGGAUUGGAACAGUGGCUGGAUGACGGAUAGGCCGGUUGACAGUGCGGUGGAAGUGAAUCUCCUAUCCGGUGAAACGUUACAGCUGCUCUGCCAAGCAAGUGGAUCUCCCGAGCCUAACAUCUACUGGAAUCGUGGUGUCGACAGCGGGAGGGUCGUAUCUCAAACGUUCAAUCUUACCAUUCCGAAUGUGGCGUUCCAUCAUAGCGAUUUGUACACGUGUGUGGCAGAGAAUGAGCUGGGCAAAUCGACACAGGUCUAUCGGCUCGACGUAAUGACAUCGCCCCAGUUUUAUGACGACCCGGUACAGUCGAUCGAAGUGUUCGUAGGUGAUGAUGUUCAGCUGGACUGUGAGAUGCAGUCGAAUCCACCCGCUUCCUAUCAGUGGCUUAAAGAAGACAUUGCCCUUGAAGAGUUCAAUACGAUGCUGGAGUUUGUUAAUAUACAACCACAAGACACCGGAAUGUAUCAUUGCGAGGCAGAGAAUAUUUUCGGACACAACAAAAAAUCCUUUAAAGUGUUAGUCUACCAACCGGCGGAAAUAACAAUAUUUUCUUCCAAUCAAACGCUCCUGGCGGGAAACAACAUCGAGCUGGACUGUGAGGCAACGGGCAAUCCUAUUCCCGUGCUAAGCAUCAUCCAUCGGGGUGAGGUGUUGGCCUCUACUGCCGAUCUCGAAGCGUCCGCCAUGGAAAUCGAUCGUCAGUAUCGCGUUAAGAACAAUUUCUACAAAAGUCUCCAACUGUACAGCUUCUAUGCCGUGCGUUCUGCACCAUUCGAAAUUCGAUUCUCGUUGCGCCAACCGAAGGCUACACUGUUGGAUAAGGGCAAAUAUUUGUGCAUGGCACAAAAUGCAAUUGGAUUUGAUGAGCGUCUUGCACGGUUGGACGUCAUGGUAGCGCCGUACGUGCAGAUGGAAAAGCUCAAAACGGUCGAGCAAAGUAUUCGGCUGCUGGAAGGAUUACCGUUGUUUCUGUUUUGUCCGAUCGAAGGCACACCGAAGCCUACAAUCGGAUGGUAUCGAAAUGGUGUACGGCUGAAGAGCACCGUCAGCACUUUGUUCUUACCCUCGGUACAGUUACGCGAUGCCGGAUCUUACGUGUGCUAUGGGGAAAAUCCUGUCGGUAAGACGGAGCUCCAGUUUGAGCUAGAUGUGCUGGUGCCACCAUCGAUCAUAAACAGUGUGCUGUACGGGGAACACUAUCUGUCUGCGGAUCAACCGGAUCAGGAAGAUAUUUCCGUGCUGGCGGGUGAAACAGUGACACUGGACUGUUCCAGCCUGGGCCAUCCCGUACCGGUGGUACACUGGAUGAAGGUUGACUAUUUGGAUGAGCGUGCAAACGUGCUACUUCCCACGCAGGAACCGAUUAUCGAGCUGUACAACAUCAGCGAUACCGUCACGUACUCGUGCUUCGUCAACAAUACGGCCGGAUCGGCACAGAAACUCUUCCAUCUGGUUGUGCAAGCUGCACCGAGAUGGAAAUCCGGCGUGGAAUAUGAGUACGAACAGCGGGUGUCGCUUCACCACAGUCUGGAUUUGACCUGCGAAACUAACGGCUCGCCGGAAGCUUCCGUCAUCUGGAUUAAAGAUGGAUUGCAGCUGAGCAAACAUGAUGAAGGCUUUUUCUUCGGUGCUAAUGGACAAACGUUACGCCUGCUGGCGGCCAAGCUGACGGAUGCGGGUACCUUCCAGUGUGUGGCUAGUAAUGCACUCGGUCAGAUUAGUAGAGAGUUCCACGUCACGAUUGAUGUUCCAGUUAGUUGGUCACCUUGGGGUGCUUGGUCAGCAUGUAGCGCCACCUGUGGCAGUGGUACACAUUUCCGAUCCCGCAUCUGUCUACUGAUCAACGGAUCUCCCGCUCAUGGUGAUCAGUUCAACUGUGUCGGCGAGAACGUGGAGAUCAAACCCUGUGAACUACUGCCAUGUCCCGUGAACGGUGGUUGGGGUAAAUGGAGCAACUGGAGCAACUGUACACUUGAGUGUGUGUCCGAGUACAGCGGAGUCCGAUCGAUUCGUCAUCGAAGCCGUGCCUGUGAUUCACCGGUACCAUCGCUCGGCGGUAAACUGUGCAUUGGCGAAGAGUACGAAGAGGAACCAUGCCACGUCAAGUACUGUCCGAUCGAUGGGGGCUGGACGGCCUGGUCUAACUGGACGGGAUGUAGUGAGUCCUGUGGAUUUGGACGCAGUUUGCGAUUGAGGAGCUGUUCCAAUCCCGUACCACGUCAUGGAGGUCUUCCGUGCGAGGGCGCAGAGAGCGAAGUGAAAGCGUGCAAGCUGCAAGAAUGUCACGUAGACGGUGGCUGGUCCGAAUGGUCUCGAUGGUCACAGUGUAGCAAAUCGUGCGGCAAAGGCAUUAAAAGCCGCAAACGGUUCUGUAACAACCCGGCCCCGAAAGCUGGCGGAAAGCCUUGCGCAGGAGAAAACAUAGAGCACAGCCAAUGCAGCAUAAGACAAUGCCGCAAUGAUGCACUCUUGAGGACGGGUAAUACGAAGAAAAAUUUCACACCUUUACUGACCUACGAAACACAGUAUGCAGCCAAUCCGGGUCCCUUAACGUCGAAUGAUUUCGACAGUUCUGAGUACGAGGAUCGGGAUUCGGAACGUGAUCAAAAUGUGAAAGUUUUUCACAACUAUCAGUUCGCCGAAGCGCCUCCAGUGGAGUACGUGGACAUUCCGGAGUCCGAUCCCAAUCCCGGCACGCUAAGCAUUACGGUGAAGAUGAUGAACUCGGUGCGUCUUUCGAAUGAUACGACCGAUUUUAGCUUAAACUUUGGCAACCCAUCUAUCGCCUUACAGCCAACUAUAAGCUGCUUGGAAGGGUUCGUCUACAAUGCAUCGCUCGGUGGUUGCAGCGAUGUGGACGAAUGUGCCAACGGGAUGUGUAGGCAGGUUGGACAGCUCUGUAUUAAUACGGUGGGCAGUUUCGAGUGUGACUGCAUCCAAGGUUAUCGCCCGUUGGUUUACGAAACCGACCAGUACGAUGGUUCCAUCGUACAGGAAAUGCAGUGCGUAGAUAUCAACGAAUGCCGAGAUAAAACGGACGAAUGUUCACACUACUGUACAAACGUUCCCGGUAGCUAUGAGUGUUUCUGUCCCGAUCGGUACCUUCUGGCGAAGGAUGGCAAAACGUGUACGAUCAAGCGGAAGCGUAACGAACCGGUACGCAUGGUGCCACGCUGUCUGGAAGGUUACCAGUGGGAAGAUGGCCACUGUCAAGACAUUGACGAGUGUGCCCUUCAAGCGGAUGAAUGUGGUGACAGUUUUUCCUGCAUUAAUACCCGGGGUGGGUACAUAUGUGUACCGGCCGACUGUCCACCAGAGUAUGAGCUAGACGGUCAGGAGGAAAUGUGUGUGCUGAACUGCACCCAUGGGCGGCAUCUUUGUGCGGAUGGUGCCUCCCUUGGGCAAACCUUUUCACACACCAUCAUCACGCUAGAUCGCUUCCUGCCAAGACAAUCGCUUGCUGUUGUAUCCAUACCAGCGGCACAGCAUGCGAUCGAUUUUGAAACUAAAUUCUUUUUCCGUGAUCGGCGGUAUGGGCACAUUUUCUCGAUGGAAACCAUGCGCAAAACAUCGGGAGCGGUACGUUUGUACGCUAAUCGAAAGUUGCAACGUGGUACGCUGUAUAAGCUAAAUCUGGUGGCCAAAUCAUUCCGAAGACGGCGUCUAGAGUUUGUGCACAGUUUUGUAGUUCACGUAUACUGGAUGGAAUAGCAGAAGGGCGUACGAUCGUACAACAAGCCAAACAACGAACAGAAGGUACUCAUUGAACAGUACACGGAUAAAGUGGAUGAAACAUUAAUUUAAAUUCAUUAUCAUUUGAUUAAGGGAAGGUACGUUACUACUUGCGUAGUACUAGUAGCAGUAGUAGAAUAUCAAAAAAAAGGGCCUAACAUAGGGUUAUUCCUAGAGGUAGAAUUAGAAUAAACAGAGCAACGCGGCAAUAGUUUUAGCGUAGGAAAAUUUAUUUUAAGAUACUUUCUGUCAAACUGCAACUAAACUGAAAAUGAAAUGUUCAACUAUAACUAACUCCCAUAGUUUCGGACCGACGCGGACCGAGUAGUAGUAGUAGUAGUAGUAGUAGUUUCGCUUGACUACCGUCUUUUCUAACAGCUUUCGUUUUCGCAAUAGAAAAUAUAAAUAAAUAUAUUCAAUCUGUCCAAUGUUUGGAUAGUUUACAGUA
Messenger RNA from Anopheles funestus (African malaria mosquito), 9149 nucleotides. RefSeq names its product hemicentin-1-like. Gene Ontology annotation, molecular function: cell adhesion molecule binding; calcium ion binding. Gene Ontology annotation, biological process: cell-cell adhesion. NCBI's taxonomy places the organism in Eukaryota, Metazoa, Arthropoda, Insecta, Diptera, Culicidae. Gene Ontology annotation, cellular component: cell-cell junction. The transcript has 9 exons. Bases 359 to 8680 code for a protein of 2773 amino acids. The record is from RefSeq and is a predicted model, not a curated record.